CGUCUCUGCGAAUAUUGAAUUUUGGUCUAUUUUUACAAUUUAUGGGGACUAUUAUGCCCAAUAUCGAAUUUCGGUAUGUUGACGCAGAGUGCGCGACGCAUCAUCGUGAAUUAAUCGUUGUUGACAAUAAAACGAGACGCAAUAAUGUUAUCGUUACAUCAUUGUAGUUGUUGGUCAACGGUUUUGUCGCGCAGCGGUCUUCAAUCGUCCGGUCGUCGUUCGCACGGCGAAAAAUCCGUUUACUUCGUCAUGAUCGUUUACGUGAUAUUAUUAUUCUGUGUGUUCAACACGUCUGUGGCGGCAGCAGCAGCAGCUGAUGACGGAAAGAAUGAAAUCAUACUUGUUUCGAAUCAUAAAAUGUAUUCAAGAACUACCGAAAUUAUGGAUACACCUAUAAGUGUUUAUUCCACAAAUCAAACAAUCAAUGGUGUAUCAAUUAAUAUACGUACAAAUACAUAUUAUAUUUUGGAAUCUUCUGGCUCAUUAUAUGCAUUUUCAAAGAAUAAGACAAAAACUUUAUUAACAACUAGAGAAAUAUUAACAGACAUUUCCUACGAUUGGCUGAAUCAUCAGCUUUAUAUUUUAAUACAAUCUAACACAACAACAGCGUACAGUAUUAAAAAAAUUGAUUUGGAACAUGAAAUAUUAGAAGAAGUAGUAUCUGGAUUUGGUGCAAUAACUCAGAUUGAAGUGGACCCUUACAAUGGAUUUUUAUUUUGGACCUCGAAAUUGGGACUGCAUAGUUUUGAUUUGGCCGAUUCUGAAAAGUCAAAUAUACUAAUUUUAAAAAACGAAGAUAUCGGUCCAUUUGUUAUAAACUAUAUACAGUCAUGUUUGUUCGUGAUAUUCCGAAAGCAAAACACCAUAAUGUCUGUUUCUUUGGAUGGUCAGAAAGUAAUAAAUAUUAGAAAUAACACACAUACAGCGCUAUUUUCUGAUGCUAUAUCUUUAUUAUAUGUGAAUGAAUUAUUUUAUUGGUCGAAUGGUUCUGUAAUAAUGAGAGAAGACUACUUUAUUGAUGAUAACAAAUACUAUCAAACUAUAUAUCCAGAAAUUCAUUUUAAAGUCAAUUUAUUAAUAUCUAAUUUUAUUGAUCAACAACCAAUACCGUCUCCUAGAAAUCCCUCAAAGUCAAAAAAUCAUUCAUUCAUGUCCAAAGUGAAACAUGAAUUUAAUGCAAAGAAUCAUCAUUUGUGGUACGAAUAUGGAUCAGAUGAACCAUGGAUAAUAUUAAUAUCAGGACUUUUGUUGAUUUCCCUAUUUUUGACCAUGGUCAUCAAGUAUUGUAGUGCUAAAAAGCCUAAUAUUAUAAGGAAACUUAGAGAAAUGCCACAAUCUUUUGUACUUACUAAUAAUGUGGGUUAUCAAAGAGCCGUGUUGUUUCAAAAAAGAGACAACAAUGAAUUGAUCAGAAUUAAACGUAAGCAAAUAACGCUAACAAAAAGAUUGGGAUCAGGAGCUUUUGGAGAAGUUUUCGAAGGAAAUGUCAAAGAUAUAAUAAAUGAAAAAGUUGAAUAUUGUGUUGCGUUGAAAUCAUUAAAUGGAUGUACCAGUCAAUAUGUAUUAGAAGAAUUUUUAAAAGAAGCAAAAAUAAUGAAUAAUUUAAAACAUAAAAAUAUUUUGAGAGUUUUUGGAGUAUGUUUAGAUAAUGAACCUAAUUUUAUUAUUAUGGAACUUAUGAAAGAAGGUGAUUUAUUGAGUUAUUUAAGAAAAACCAGACCAACCCAAAUAUUGAACCGUAUGGACUAUAUGAGAAUGUGUAUCGAUGUAGCCGAAGGAUGCUCAUACCUUAAAAAUAUGCACCUUGUGCACAGAGAUCUUGCAGCACGUAAUUGCCUGGUAUCGUCUUCCGACCCUAAAGAGCAAGUUAUAAAAAUUGGUGAUUUUGGAUUGGCAAGAAAAAUGUAUGCACAUUGUUACCGAAAAGAAGGAGAAGCUUUACUGCCUGUUCGAUGGAUGUCACCAGAAUCACUAGUGGAUGGUGUCUAUACCAGUCAAUCCGAUGUUUGGGCCUUUGGUGUCUUGUUAUGGGAAAUUAUGUCUCAAGGUCAUCAACCUUAUCCAGGACUAUCUAAUAUAAAUGCCAUGUAUUAUGUUCAACACGGUGGAAGGCUUGAAAAACCAAUAAAUUGUCCAAAAGCUUUAUAUAAUUUGAUGAAAAAAUGUUGGCAUAUCCAGCCAGAAAAAAGGCCCACGUUUGAAUUUUGUUUAAAAUUCUUAAAAUCAUAUUAUAUGGUUUUAGAAUACAUUAACAAGAGAGAUACACAACUACAGAUUAUUCCUGAAUAUUUAAAUUUAUAAUACUACAAUCAAAGAAAUAUUGUUAAUUUUUUUUUUUAUAUACUUUGUAAAAGUGUUACAAUUAUUAUAACUAUUGAUUAGGUAAUUAAACAUUUUGUCAAAUAUGAAUCAUA
This is a messenger RNA of Metopolophium dirhodum (rose-grain aphid), 2414 nucleotides long. Its product is annotated as serine/threonine-protein kinase pakF-like. The transcript is spliced from 10 exons. Bases 145 to 2301 code for a protein of 718 amino acids. The record is from RefSeq and is a predicted model, not a curated record. Lineage: Eukaryota; Metazoa; Arthropoda; Insecta; Hemiptera; Aphididae. Gene Ontology annotation, cellular component: signaling receptor complex. Gene Ontology annotation, molecular function: ATP binding; transmembrane receptor protein tyrosine kinase activity. Gene Ontology annotation, biological process: regulation of TOR signaling; protein phosphorylation; multicellular organism development.